AUGGUCAGUUCCUUCCUGCUGAAAAAGGGCGGCUCGGUGGUCGGCCUGCGUAGGAAUUGGAAGCGACGCUGGUUCCUGCUCGAGAACGACACGUGCGAGCUCCACUACUACGCGGACCCCUCUUUGAUGGAUCAGAAGGGCACCGUGCGGCUCUCCGCGAAAUCGUCGGUGCGCGUGCCCGAGACAGUGAGCAUGCGCGGCCGCCACCGGCCGAAGCCGGGCGAGGCGACGCACUAUUUUGAACUCUGGGACGUCCAAGAUGCUCAUGGUAGAUCAAGGAAAACUUUCAAGGUCCGAGCGGAGUCUCCUAGAGAUUUUGCCAACUGGCUCGAAGCUUUGGAUGCGUGCCUCCGCCGGUUGCGGGGCGACGCGGAGGCCAUGUCGCGGUCCUCGAACGAGGCCUGGGCCGCGCCUCACACUCCACGCAGUUCAGGCGGGAGGCAGGAGAGCGUGUCUUCAAUUGAUGAUGAUGACUACCCCGCGGUGCGCGCGUCGAUGGCGUCGCAGCGGACGCGGCCUUCUGUAAGGGCAGCAUCACCACCGAUGCCCGCCACAUUGCCGUUAGCGCCCCAUCCGGCGACCGUGGAAACACCUAGAUCAGAAACUCAUGACAUCGACGCCAUCCUGAGCCACAGCGAAACCUCAAAACGCGAGAAGAUCAUGGCCAUCAACCGACUCGCGAUUCCCGGUCCGCUGAAGAUGGCCGGAAUCCGCGCGGCGACCAACGGUGUAAAAGCUCUGGCGCCGCGGCCGCCUCCAGCGCCGUCCGACCCGUCUCUGCCAAAGAAGCGGGACGAUUUGCGCGGGCUCAUCGCGUCGACAGACGCCUGCGCGCUGGAAGCGGCCGUCGACGCCGUGAUCGGCGCGGGCGCCGACUACGACGACGAUUUACUGAUAGCAGCACGUACUAGAGUAGACUUCCUCGUGAAGACGGACGACGCGCGCGCGGAGCUGGAAAAGGCCCUGGCGGCCUGCAGCGACGACGCGUCGGCUCUAGGCGACGCGGCCGCGCGCGCGGUCGCCGGCGGCCUCGAUCCGGAGGAGCCGCUCGUGGCGUCCUGCCGGAGGCGCCUUGGGGAGCUGUUGGCGCGCGACGACGACCCGCCGCAGCCGCCGCCGCGGUAG
Messenger RNA from Pelagomonas calceolata, 1125 nucleotides. The record is from the annotation of a GenBank genome assembly. Lineage: Eukaryota; Pelagophyceae; Pelagomonadales; Pelagomonadaceae.